Centruroides sculpturatus (bark scorpion) is the source of this 4355-nucleotide messenger RNA. Its product is annotated as zinc finger protein ZFAT-like. Gene Ontology annotation, biological process: regulation of transcription by RNA polymerase II. The transcript has 15 exons. The record is from RefSeq and is a predicted model, not a curated record. The coding region runs from base 35 to 4078 and encodes 1347 amino acids. Gene Ontology annotation, cellular component: nucleus. Gene Ontology annotation, molecular function: RNA polymerase II transcription regulatory region sequence-specific DNA binding; DNA-binding transcription factor activity, RNA polymerase II-specific. Lineage: Eukaryota; Metazoa; Arthropoda; Arachnida; Scorpiones; Buthidae.
AAAUAUUACAUUGGAUGAUUUAGGAAAUGUAACUAUGAUACCAGAUCAAGAUGGAAACAUUGCACUGAUGGGAAAUAUUCAAAUAGUUCAUUCUACAGAUGGUGAUCCAGCAGUUGUGACAGUGGCAUCUGAUGUUACUACAGGAUCAGAAGUUACCACAGAAAAUGCUAUAUUUACAUUACAAUCACCAGAUAAUGAAAAUCAAACAGAACAAAGUACUGAAUUUGUAUCUCUUACUUCAGAAUCUGAAUGUAAUGUAGCAUAUACUGAAAACAGAAUAACAUCAAGCAAUUUCAGUUUUCAAUUGAAAGAAGGUCAACAAUUAGAAGGUAUAUUUGCCUGUAAUCUUUGUCAAUGUUUUGCCUUAACACAAAAUGAAAUCAUUAGCCAUAUUCAAGUUAUUCAUAAAGAUCACAUCAUUGAGGAAAAUAAAGACUUUGAGCAGUUAUAUGUGAGAUUAGAACCACUCAAAGAACCAAAAAAUCAAAUUAUCCAGGAAAAUUUUUCAAAUCAAUUAUCUAAUUCUCUAAAAGUUUAUCCUAUCUCAACUAAUGCAGAACAAGAAAAAUCCGAUGCUAUACAUCUUGUUGUAGAAACUAUAAGGGAACAAGAUACCAUUGUUCCCUUACCAAGUCAAGGAAAUCAAAAUGCUGGUCAAGUUAAAAAGAGAAGAGGAAGACCAAGAAAGACAGAAAAUCAAAAAAAAUGUGCUAUAGAAGAACAAGAAACAACAAAAACUGAAGAAACACAACCACUUCCUGAAAUAGGUUCUGAUGGACAGUAUCAUUGUCCUCGAUGUAAAAGAGCUUUUAAAAAGGAACGUCAUAUUCUUGGACAUAAAUGCCUUGGAAAAGGAGAUUAUAUUGAUAUUUCCAUAAAAGAAAAUUCAGUUUCUGAAGAAGUUAUGGAAGAAGAACCAGAAGUUAAAGAAGAAACAGAAGACGAUGAAAAAGAAGUUGAUACAGAUUGUACUGAAGAUUUCAAAAUGUACAUGUCUAUAGAUAGACCACCUUGGUCACGAGGAAGACGAGGAAAUAAUAGAGGAAGGUUUAGAGGAAGAGGAAGAGGUCGAGGAAUUUACAGGAAUGUGGAAGAAAAACAAAAUGAUGUCACUGAAUUUCAAACAGAAAAUAAUGAUGGAAAUAAAGAAAAUCAAGCUCUCAUAAGUAUUGUUAUAGAAGAUAUUGAAAAUGAAGUUAAAGAAAAUGAUGAUGACUCAUCAGGACCAAAAGCAAAGCUUAACUGGAGAAAUGACCCUCAUCAUAUUCCAGUUUUCAAUACAGAAGAUGAACGACUUGCAUUUGAAGAACGACUAAAUGCUGUUGAUUUAAGUUGUGUAGAUCAUCUUUAUGUUUGGCAUGAAGUAACACAAGAUGUAGACAUGAGUAAAAUGGGUAAAAUGACUGGAAGGGAAACAAAUGAAUUACUUGUAUUUUCAUGUAAUAUAUGUAAAAAGGUUUUCAAAUCUCUAUCCCACAUGAGGCUUCAUUGCAUUAUUCAUACAGAUUUAAAACCAUUUGAGUGUCCUCAAUGUCCAUUUCGUUCAAAUGCAAAAGGAAAUCUCUACACACACAUGAGAAAGCACACUGGUAAUUAUUUUAAGUGUUCACAAUGUAAUUUUCAGAGUUUGAACAGGAGUCAUUUGGCUGAACAUGAGGCUACUCAUAGUAAUAGACGUCAUCAGUGUAAAUUAUGUCAUAAUUAUUAUAAUACUGUCAAAUCAUUAAUGAAUCAUGUGAGGAAAUAUCAUACAAAUUCUCAUGGUAGACAAUACUUAUCCACAUUUCUUGUAAAACCUCAAAACCUUAUGGCAUUACUUCAUAUUUGUCAUAUAUGUAAUCGAAAAUUCAAGAAAAAAAUUGAUCGUGAUCGACAUCUGUUUAUUCACAAUAUUAGAGAUAGCCCAAAUAUUUUUCACUGUAAUCUUUGUGAUUACACAGCAUGUCGGAGAUCAUAUUUGGAAAAUCACCAUAGAAGACAUCGUUUAGUUUUUGUAUGCUGUUUAUGUAAAAGUAUGUUUAUCAGUACAAUUGUCUUAAAAAAUCAUCUUCAAGAUCACAUUAAUAAAAAGUCUGUGAAUCUUCAAUCAACUAAUGAAUCAUCAGAAAAUAUAGAAGAUUGUAAUUUAGCAACUAAUAGUGAUGAUAAAAUUUCAGAAAAUGAAACUCAGAAUAUUGAAAAUAAAAUUCAAAUUGAAUCAUUUUCACCACUUAAAACUGUAUCUAAAGAUAACAAUAUGGAUUUAUUAAAAAAUGAAUUACAUUGUUUUCCUAAAGAUUGUACAAUAGAUUCAUUAUUCAAAGAUUCUUUAAAUAAUAGUUGGUAUCUGCCAGAGCCAGAUGGAACUGUUGCACUUAGCCAAUAUAUAAAUCUUCCCGAGGAAUUAAGAGAAAAUCAAGAUCAGAAUGAGUCAUCUGUUGAAAAUAUAAAUAAUCAGUCAUCAUCUGUGGAUGAAACAAGUCAAUCUACCCUGACUAACUAUAGUCCAAUUGUUUCUUUAAAUUAUAAAUCUUUAACAGUUGAAUUAUAUAAAAAAAUACAAGAGACUUUUGGAACUGUUGAAUGUGAAUAUUGUGGUAGACUCUUUCAUACAUAUAUUGACUUGGAACCUCAUUUAAUGACACAUUCAGAAAAUAAGCCUUAUAAAUGUGAUAAAUGUCCUUAUACUGCUGCUUCAAAAGAAAAUCUUAAAAGGCAUCAAGAAAGCAUACAUGAAGGUCGUAAAUUUUCUUGUGAUAAAUGUGAUUUUGUUGCCUCUUCAAGAACCACUUAUUGGCAUCAUCGGCAAAAACAUUUAAUAACAGCUCAAUGUAAUAUAUGUAAUAAACAAUUUCCCACAACUCGGAUUUUAAAAAAUCAUGUUUUGUGUAAACAUCCAGAAAUAGAUCAAACAGAACUCCAAAAAUUAUUAGGCAAUAAUCAUCGUGUAAUUGGACGAAUUGGUCGAUGUUCUUAUAAAUGUCCCUACUGCAGUCGUGUAUUCCAUCGUUCGAGUGCCGAUCUUCAAAAACAUAUUUGGAUCCACGAAGGCAUCAAACCUUUUAAAUGUUCUGAAUGCUCUCAUACUUGCCGCAGUAGAAAUAAUCUAAAGAUUCACAUGUUACGACACUCAAAUGAUAAACCUCAUCUGUGUGAAGAAUGUGGAAAAUCCUACAAGUCAAAAACAGCUUUGCGAUGUCAUGUUAAAUCCCAUUUUGUAGAUGGAAUGUUUCAAUGUGAUCAAUGUGAUUAUACUGUCAAUCAAAAAUCUCAUUUGAAAAAACAUAUGGAGAGCCAUCAGUUAUCAAGACGUUAUGUCUGUGAACACUGUGAUUAUUCUUCAAAUGGUGUGGGAUAUAUGAGAGUUCAUUACAAUCGUAAACAUAAAGGUGAAACUUUUAUUGAAAAACUAGAUUCUUCAGUAUCAAUAACUGUAGAAUCAAGUGAACAAGUUUAUAAAUGUUUGAGUUGUAAAAGUGUAUUUGAGAAUAUGAUUCAAACUAAACAACAUCUUAAGGAUAAACACGGUAUAUCAGCAGAUAAAUUAGAUUCUACUUUACAAGAAUCUGCAACUGAUUCAGCAGGGGGAAUUAUUACAGAUGAAAAUACAAGAUUUGAGACAGAUACAGUCAUGAUGGACAGUAUACAAGAACCUAUUGAAAUGAUAGAAUUACAAGAUAAUAAUAUUGCUAAUUCUGUAAUAUCCACAACACUUCAAGGAGUGCAGCUAGCAAAUUUAACUGAAGGUGAGAUGGAUGAAAAAACUGUCAGUGCUGUCAAUCUCAUUCAACAAAUUAUUGAACAGGGAGCUUUAGAAUCACAAGUUACUCUUCAUUCUGUUGAUGGACAGUCUCUUGUUGCUGUAAAUCCUGGAACAAUUAUAGUUCAAGAUGGACAGGAACUUGUUUUAAAUGGAACUAAUUUAGACGAACAGUACGUUAUUCAGUAUGUGACUGAUUCUGCAACAACGUCUACCGAUGCAGAAAUUCACAUUCAAUCUUGUGAAGAAGUGCAAAUGUAUAAAGAUUUUGAUAAUCAAAUUGAAGUUCAAUAUUCAAAUACAGAAGAAGAGCAAAAUAUUAUACAAGGAAAUACGUAAUUUAAAAAACUAUUUAUUAAUGUUUCUAGAGAAAAAAUAAGCUAAAAGUUGUUACUGUACUUAAAAUAAAUGUAUUUAGUUUGUAUAGUUUUGUAAAUACAUUGAGAAUUUUGACUUAUUUAAUUGAGGAUAAAGAUUAUCCAAUAUAUUCAAUAUUCACCAUUGUGCACAAAGUGUGAAUGUAAAUUCCAUUUCUACAUUUUGUAAUGUGAUUAUAUGGAAAUUCUGUAAAUGAUUUUAUUGAAUGUAAAUUGUAUAUUAGAGAAUCAUAAAAUAU